This is a messenger RNA of Cavia porcellus (domestic guinea pig), 1616 nucleotides long. RefSeq names its product peroxiredoxin 6 (gene Prdx6). Gene Ontology annotation, molecular function: peroxiredoxin activity. Gene Ontology annotation, biological process: cellular oxidant detoxification; cell redox homeostasis. The transcript has 5 exons. Gene Ontology annotation, cellular component: mitochondrion; cytosol. Lineage: Eukaryota; Metazoa; Chordata; Mammalia; Rodentia; Caviidae. The coding region runs from base 112 to 786 and encodes 224 amino acids. The record is from RefSeq and is a predicted model, not a curated record.
CCCCCGGGGCCGCCCUCCGCCUCGCGCGGUGCCCAAGUCGCGCAGGCCGGCGGGUUUAGUUGCCGCUGCGGCUGCGACUCCUCCGCGUCCUCGCUCGUUCCCGCUGCCGCCAUGCCUGGAGGGCUCCUUCUCGGCGACGAAGCUCCCAACUUCGAGGCCAACACCACCAUCGGCCGCAUCCGUUUCCACGACUUUCUGGGAGACUCAUGGGGCAUCCUCUUCUCCCACCCACGAGACUUUACGCCUGUGUGCACCACAGAGCUUGGCAGAGCAGCAAAGCUGACACCAGAGUUUGCCAAGAGGAAUGUUAAGUUGAUUGCCCUUUCAAUAGACAGUGUUGAAGACCAUCUUGCCUGGAGCAAGGAUAUCAAUGCUUACAAUGGUGAUGAGCCCACAGAAAAGUUACCUUUUCCUAUUAUUGACGAUAAGAAUCGGGACCUUGCCAUCCUUUUGGGCAUGCUGGACCCAGCAGAAAAGGACGAAAAGGGCAUGCCUGUGACAGCUCGCGUGGUAUUCAUUUUUGGUCCUGACAAGAAACUGAAGCUGUCCAUCCUCUAUCCUGCUACCACAGGCAGAAACUUUGAUGAGAUUCUCAGAGUAGUUAUCUCUCUCCAGCUGACAGCAGAAAAACGGGUUGCCACCCCUGUGGAUUGGAAGGAUGGAGAUAGUGUGAUGGUCCUUCCAACCAUCCCUGAAGAAGAAGCCAAAAAACUUUUCCCUAAAGGAGUCUUCACCAAAGAACUCCCAUCUGGCAAAAAGUACCUCCGCUACACUCCCCAGCCUUAGGUCUGCGAAGCUGAGGCUGUAGCUACUCGCUCAGUGAGCCAGAAGGUGCCAGCUGCCAUCACCUUUUCCUGCAGCUGCUCCAUAAGAAUAUCCUGGUGUGAUAACAGCCAAGGUUUUUAGGUUGCUAUAUUACUGGCUUAUUAAACGGAAGUAGCACUAAAGUUUUCUUGGGAUUCUUUACUAUGUGCCUUCACCAACACUGUCCUGUUCACACAUCUCGGCCCUCUGCUGCUGGCUGGCUCUCCUUGAAAAUUAUUCUGUAUUCAACAAUCUGAUUUUGUUUGGUGUCUGCUGGGUUUGUGAUCAACAAGGUAGUAUUCAUUGAUGGUUGAGAAUACUUACCUUUCUUUUCACAGAAUGACUAUCAAUUUUUGUAACUGUUGAUCAAAUCUUCUGUUCCCACUUUGGAGAGCAACAGAACUGGAAAUUCACGUUCCUCUAUAAAUAUCUAAGCAUAUAGUCCAGGAACUCAGAUAUUUUUUAACGUUUAGUUUUUUAAUCACAGCUGGAGAGGAGAACUUUUCAAUUCUGUUUCUUAUAAAGCCUGAUGGGUGAGGUUUAUAUGUUUGAAAAAAAUUGUGAUAAAUUUCUGUGAAAGGGGGAAACCCACAGAAAAGGCCUCCUUUGCUGCAGGGAGCUGCACCUGAAGGCAUGAGUGUAGGUGCCAUGUGCCUUUCACCAAUCACUGCUGUGAAGAUGCGUGGGAGCCCACACCUCUUGGAAAGAUGAGGAUGAUCUAAAAUGUGUCAUAGUACUGUUCUUAAAGUGGGUUGUUAUUUUCUGGAUUUUGCUUUUAGGGGAUCAAUAAAUAAAAUCCUUUGUUAAAACUA